CCUGAUCCAGCUGGAGGGGUUCCUGAGUGGGAUGUGCUGCAGCUGCGAGGCAGUGUACCGGGUACUAUACUGGGAGAACCCCACUGUCUCUUCCCAGUUUUACGGGGCGCUGCUGGGCUCUGUCUGUGUCCUUUAUCUGCUUCCCCUCUGCUGGGUCCUGGCCAUCCUCAACAGCACCCUCUUCCUGGGCAACACCCAAUUCUACCAAGUGAUAAGGGAGCUCAAGGCCUCGAUCGAGCAAUGUGUGGGCACCAAACCCCUCGAGAGCAUUCCAGAGCCUGCCGAACCCCUGCCAGCUCCUGCCCCUGUGGAUCGGACUCCCACACCCACCAGCACAGAGGACCUUACCCCUGGCAGUGUGGAGGAGGCGGAGGAGGCAGAGCCUGAUGAAGAAUUCAAAGAUGCUAUCGAGGAGAACCAGCUGCUGGUCAUGGAGGAUGACGAGAGCUCUCAGUGCUCAGCAGAUUUUGACCUCAGCCUCCCAGACAAUGGCUUUAUGAGCAAAAACGAGGUGAUCCGCAGCAAGGUGUCUCGCCUGACGGAGCGCCUGCGCAAGCGCUACCCCAGCAACAACUUCGGGAGCUGCACCGGCUGCGCAGCCACUUUCUCUGUGCUCAAGAAGAGGCGGAGCUGCAGUAACUGUGGGAACAGCUUCUGCUCCAGGUGUUGCUCCUUCAAAGUCCCCAAGGCUGUGAUGGGAGCCACGGCCCCGGAGGCUCAGAGGGAGACAGUGUUUGUGUGUGCUCUGUGCAACCAGGUGCUCAUCAAGUGA
Messenger RNA from Antrostomus carolinensis (chuck-will's-widow), 772 nucleotides. RefSeq names its product zinc finger FYVE-type containing 27 (gene ZFYVE27). Gene Ontology annotation, cellular component: growth cone membrane; endoplasmic reticulum tubular network. Gene Ontology annotation, molecular function: metal ion binding. Gene Ontology annotation, biological process: neuron projection development; protein localization to plasma membrane; positive regulation of axon extension. The annotation marks the transcript as partial. The transcript has 9 exons. The record is from RefSeq and is a predicted model, not a curated record. Lineage: Eukaryota; Metazoa; Chordata; Aves; Caprimulgiformes; Caprimulgidae.